AAGGAAAAAGUGAAAGGAAAUGAAGAGCACGUGGAAUGUGUGGCAUGUGGAUUGAAGAAGAUAAAGAAACUUCUCCGCCAUUGACUCACUCUUCUCCUCCAAUCACACAAUGCAAGAGGCUGCAUUGGCCGCCAUGGCCGCCCACACUGUUCUCUCAGCUGCUUCCUCCCCACUCCAGCUUCCUCUCUUUCCUACCAACUCCAUCACCGCCAUCGCCGCCAACACCAAGAAAGCCGUCACCGUCCUCAGGGGCACUUCCCCCGUCGAAGGCAUCGUCACCCUCACUCAACAACUCAAUGGUUCAACAACUGUUAACGUUCGUGUUACUGGCCUUACUCCUGGGCCUCAUGGUUUUCACCUACAUGAGUAUGGUGAUACCACCAAAGGUUGUGUAUCAACUGGACCACAUUUUAAUCCAUAAGAUGAAACAUGGUGCUCCGGGAGAUCAAAUUCGCCAUGCGGGUGACCUGGGAAACAUAGUUGCUAAUGCAGAUGGAGUUGCAGAAGCAACAAUUGUCGACAAUCAGAUACCACUGAUUGGCCCCAAUUCAGUAGUUGGAAGAGCCUUGGUGGUUCAUGAGCUUGAGGAUGACCUUGGAAAAGGUGGGAAGGAACUCAGCUUGAGCACUGGAAAUGCUGGUGGAAGAUUGGCAUGUGGGGUUGUUGGUCUGACUCCAGAGUGAAUGCAACUCUAUGUUAGCCUAUCAGUUAUUAGCGUUGUUGAAUUAUCCAUGUAAACUAUGAAACAUGAAUGCAUGAUGUCCUUCCAAAACAAGAAUCCAAGAGACUCCGCAUACUAUAUUAUGUAGCUCUUUUUAUUAGCCUGCUUGAAA
Molecule: messenger RNA, 833 nt
Organism: Arachis duranensis
Lineage: Eukaryota; Viridiplantae; Streptophyta; Magnoliopsida; Fabales; Fabaceae
Product: superoxide dismutase [Cu-Zn], chloroplastic
Biological process (GO): removal of superoxide radicals
Molecular function (GO): superoxide dismutase activity; copper ion binding
Source: RefSeq, a predicted model, not a curated record